This is a messenger RNA of Chinchilla lanigera (long-tailed chinchilla), 1756 nucleotides long. It is a transcript of the gene Plcxd1, whose product is annotated as phosphatidylinositol-specific phospholipase C, X domain containing 1. Lineage: Eukaryota; Metazoa; Chordata; Mammalia; Rodentia; Chinchillidae. Gene Ontology annotation, biological process: lipid metabolic process. Gene Ontology annotation, molecular function: phosphoric diester hydrolase activity. The record is from RefSeq and is a predicted model, not a curated record.
UUUCCCCGUAGUCCCCGCACGCGCCAGCCCGGUCCCCUACAGCAGCUGCGCCCGCGGAGCCUGGGCCGAGCAGACGGAGCCCCGGGCAGGGGGAUCCGCGCCUCCUCUCCCGAGCGGCCCGAUAACUUCACAGAUGCCGAGCUCGGCGUCCCCGAGUGACCCCCACAGAUCCCGAGCAGGAGUCGCCGAGUGACCCCCAUAGAUCCCGAGGCCCGGGGUCCACGCUGUCCCCGAGUCCUGGGCAGAUCAGGAGAGGGCCGAGUGGGGACGAAAACAGCCGAGGGUGGCAUUGACGAAGAGCGCCGAGCGCCCUCGGAAGGACCGAAGUGUUUACGGGGACGUCCGAGAGAUCACGGAAAGAGCCGAGAAUAACUAAAGGGUCGGCCCUCGAGGAAGAGAACCGAACGCUCUAGGGGAAACCGAAGUGUGUGCGGAGAGGGCUGAACGGUGACGGAAAAAGCCGAGCAUGGCUGAAGGGUCGGGCAUUGACGAAGAGCGCCGAGCGCCCUCGGGAUGACCGAGCGUGUGCGGAGAGGGCCGAGCGUAGCUGAACGCUGAAGCGGAGAGCCGAUGUGUACAGAGAGUGACUGGGGGUGGGGGGGCCGGAAAGAGCCGAGGGCAGGCGGACGAAAGCCGAGUGGCUUCGAAAGGCUCCGGUGUGUACGGAGAGGGCCGAGGGGCCACGGAAAGAGCCGAGGGUCCCCGCAGCUGCGUCUCCAUGGCCGGACAGCUCAGCGCCCCGGGCAUCUUCGGGACGCCAUCCGGCCCUGGAGCCAACGCGGACUGGAUGUCGGGCCUGAGCCCGGGGCUGUGGGACAUCCCGCUGCACCAGCUGUCCAUCCCGGCCACGACACCAUGACCUACUGCCUGAGCAGGACGUCGCCCGUGUCCCAUGCGCAGCCCCGGCUGCUGCGCGUCCUCAGCUCGGCGCUGCCCUGCGUCACGCGGCCCGUGGUGCUGAAGUGGUCGGUCACCCAGGAGGUGCCCACGCUGCGGCAGCUGUGGGCGCGCGGCCAGCAGGUCCUGCUCUCCUACGAGGAUGAGGGGGCGGUGGCGCGGCACCCUGAGCUCUGGCCCGCCAUCCCCUACUGGUGGGGCGACCAGGUGAAGGCCGGGGCGCUGAUCCGCUACCUGGACACCAUGAAGAGCUGCGGCCGCCCAGGCGGCCUGUUCGUGGCGGGGACCAACCUGACCGAGUCUCUGGGCUACGUGCUGUCGCACCCGGCGCAGUCCCUGGCCACGCUGACACUGCGGGCGCGGCCGGCCCUGGGCGCGUGGGUCCGCGAGCAGCGGCCCGGCCCGGCCCCAGCCUGCACCAACAUCAUCGCGGGCGACUUCAUCGGCGCGGACUCCUUCGUCACCGACGUCAUCGGCCUCAACCAGAAGCUGCUGCGGGGCUGAGCGCUCCGCCGGGGACCCCGCCCCAGAGGGACACACGAGGUUCGCACGUGCUGCCGCAGCUCCCAGGGCGCGGGACCGGCCGUGCCCUGCAGGGACCGGGCUGCGGGAUCCCCGCCCAGAACACACCCCAACCCCACAAGCCCUUAGGCUGCAGCUUUGAGUCGGGGUCGCACUGUGAAACCCAGGCUGGCCCUGAGCUCGCUCGGGGAAAUCCUCCUGCCUCAGCCUCCCCGGCGCUAGGGGUACAACUGCAGGCCACCACGCCGGCUUCUGAAAUGUUACUUUCACUGAGCACUUUUUUAAAAAAAAUUUUAGAUCACACAAUUACAAUAAAUGAAAAGGAACUGAAAACUAA